AUGACAUUAGACCAUAAUGCUACUACACCAGAUGUACAAUCGUGGUUUAUUCCUAUUGACAUUUUGAAUGUGAUAUGGUGUACCAUUUCUAUUAUACUUGCUUUAAUCUUUUUAUUUGUUAUUAUUUCUGAUAAACUAUAUCAAAAAGUUGCAAUGAUACUUAUUACAAAUUCAUGUUUAGCUGAACUUCUAUUUGGUGUUGAUUUGUUGGCUGUUACUAUCUUUACAUUCCACAAUGAUCUUAAACAAAUUUACUUCUACAAUUCAUUAUGUCUUUUUAUACGUUAUCUUGGUUAUAUGUUAGUUGCAAUACAAAAUUAUUCUUAUCUAUUACAAGCGAUCUAUCGAUAUAUCUUAAUUGUUUAUCCAUCACGAUUAUUUUAUCAAUCAAUUAAAUUUCAAACUUGUCUCAUUAGUUUAACAUGGAUUUGUUGUAUUAUCUAUCCGAUUCUAUUAGUAUUUACUGGUCAAAUAAAAUAUCUUACUGAUGAUCAAAUAUAUGAAAUGCCUCUCGAACUUUCAUUUCUAACGAUAUUUAAUGCAUGUUAUAUUUAUAUAUUUCCUAUGCAAGGUAUUAUAUUAAUCUAUUUAAAAAUGGUUCGUUGUGUACAUGAAAUGAGUAAACACGUUAUUUCAGUUAAUAGAUUAUUUCAUGUUCAACGAGAAUUAAAAAUGAUUCGACGUAUAGUUUUACUUCUAUUUAUUGUAGUAGCGCUUGAUUUUCCUUAUCAAACCUUCAUUAUUAUGUCAUUUUUUAAUGCUGCACCUAAAUAUCAUUUUCGUAUUGCUUUUUCAUUUAUCAAUGUAUCGUUGAUAUUUGUGUUGAUUGCUAUUUUAGAAAUUACAGAACCAUUGAAAACUUCAUUAAUGAAAAGAAUAAAACGUCGACCAACAAAUAUUAUAGGAACAGUAUCGUGA
This is a messenger RNA of Rotaria sordida, 918 nucleotides long. Lineage: Eukaryota; Metazoa; Rotifera; Eurotatoria; Philodinida; Philodinidae. The record is from the annotation of a GenBank genome assembly.